Molecule: messenger RNA, 3534 nt
Organism: Siniperca chuatsi (mandarin fish)
Lineage: Eukaryota; Metazoa; Chordata; Actinopteri; Centrarchiformes; Sinipercidae
Gene: mlphb
Product: melanophilin b
Exons: 15
Coding region: 376-2136 (586 amino acids)
Biological process (GO): intracellular protein transport
Cellular component (GO): cortical actin cytoskeleton
Molecular function (GO): actin binding; small GTPase binding; myosin binding
Source: RefSeq, a predicted model, not a curated record
GAAUGCUGUCCAAGCAAUGAAAUGCUCAAAAUAACUGCUUCCAAACCGAUUGAUUUACCAUUAAUCCGGCAUUUCCCAAUAUAAUGUAAAUGCAAAUCAAAAGCAGUUCCAAUGUAUUUAAUACUGAACCAAUGUCCGGGGCUAAAGCACAUAACCAGAACCUUUGAAGUAAAGUCAAGGAAGGCGGAGAGGAGGCUUGUCUCCCUGCCUUUCUUCCUCCUGGUUAACUAGACAUGUGAUUAGCAUUGCUGUCUGCUACUUAGUUUGCCCCACAGUCAGCCUGGUCUGCCUUCAGAGGAAAUACUGCCUGCAGGCUACUCUGUGAACACCAAGCACCAGGCAGCCUGCCAGCUCACAGGCAUCAAAUUCAUAAUUAUGCCUGGCACCACAACAGGCAAGAAGCUGGAUCUCUCCAAGCUCACAGAUGAGGAGGCCAAGCAUGUUUGGGAAGUUGUCCAGAGAGAUUUUGAUCUGAGGAAGAAGGAGGAGGACAGACUUGGGGAGCUAAAGACCAAGAUUGAAAAAGAAGACACCAAGAGAGAGUUGUUGGGCAACCAGACCAGUCUGACUGAGUCUCACUGUAUUCGAUGUCUCCAGCCCUUCAAGUUCCUGGUCAACAGCAAGCGUCAGUGUCUCGACUGCCAGCUGUACAUCUGCAAGUCCUGCAGCCGCUACAACAAGAAGGACCACGGCUGGGUGUGUGAUCCAUGUCGCAUGGCCAGGGUCCUCAAGAUCGGUACUUUGGAGUGGUACCACGAAAAUGUUCGUGCCCGCUUCAAGCGCUUCGGCAGUGCCAAGGUGAUGCGAUCACUCUUCAAGAGGUUGAGCGGCGAACAUAGUUGCUCUGGAAAUGACCUUGAAGCAGAUGGCUAUGAGGAGCACAGUAUGGACGCAGAUUCACAACGCUACGAAGGGAUGAAAAAGGCCAAAAGGCGGCUAUCUGUCGAUCCCUUUGAAUUCGAGCUGGGCUGUGACUACUCCAUCGAAUUAAGAAGGUCAAAUCAGGUCCCAGUCUCCCAUGACAUCAUGGACAUGGAUGUAGGUGUGAGGGAGUCGCUGCUUGCUGAGGCUGAUAUGGCCUCUGUUUUCCACCAGCUUUUGGAGGAGCAACGCAAAGAUGACCUUGCAUACCCAGACAGCCAAACUAUUCCAUCUCGCUCCAUCUCCCGGCUCAGCUACUCCUCAUGUGGCAGUGGUAGUGCUUGGGGCCCCCGGGGCAGCAGCAGCUACCUGCCCGGCCCUGAUAACUCAGAGGAGGAAGAUGACCACGGCCAGCCCUACCCUCUCUACCAGUCUCACCCGGGGCCCUGCAACCACAUCUCCCAGGAGAGCCAGAACUCACCAAACCCUCCGCCACAGAUCACUGACCUGAACAGACGCAUGUCAGCUGUUGAGACCCUCUUGAACCACUUAGAGCAGAAGGUCACCUCAACAUACGACCAGACCAACCAGGCUCCUCUGACUCCAAACAGCACCUCUCCUCUUCCUCAGUGGGAGGAAGUGGACUUAGAGGAGCAGCAGCUAAGACAGAAGCUGCACGAGAUGACGGACAACAUUAGUGACCAUAGCCUAACCUCUGAUGAGGACGAGUCCAACAGGCCACACUCCUCCCAAGAGAUCCCAGCAUGGAGGAGCCCAGACGGGGAUGCCAAGCCCACCAGAUUACCUACCAGACCCACAUCCAGAACAAGCAUCAUUGUCCCCAAACUUGAGGAGGAGCAGCCUCAGCUGACUGACUCUCAAAAGACAAACCAUUCAACAGAGAGCCUGGAGAGGAAGUGGCACCCCCUACAGGAGGGAUCCAAGGCAGGCUUUAAAGGCUCAGCAGCCUUACUGGUUGAGCUGGAGGACAAGGUAGCUCAAGCAGCUGCCAACGUCCAGAGCGCCCAGAGUGAGGUCUCCUACAUAGAGAACAGGAUUGCUGCCCUGAACGCUGCCGGCAUGCCAGUGGAUAGAAGAAGAAGGUCUGCAAUCCCGAUCCAAGCAAGAAGACUUUCCCACAACUUUCCCACAAGCCAGGCGGACAGGUUUGUGAGGAACUCCCUCUACAGGGGCUCCCUGACACAGAGGAACCCAGUGGCGAAGCCCAAGACCAGGGCUACCAGUGCGAAACCAGUAAUGACUCAGGGCUCAUGAGGAGGAGGCUGAGCAUUAUGUGACUACCAGGUUUUUCUUGCGACAACAUUUGUUAUUACAGUUUGUAAUAAACUGAAAUUGAGCUAGAAUGAAAGAGAUUCCUAUUUCUGUCAACCGGGAUGGGAGUGCUUACAUUUAUAUUUACAAAUGUUUGUGAUAUUGUUGUGUUAUUUUACUGGGCUACAUCCUUACCAUAUUUAUAGUACAUGUUGGAGUUACACAAGGCCUGCAUCUUAGGGAAUACGUCUGAUUUGCAUACAUUAACAUGCAAGUUAAUGCAUUCACCUUAACGUGCAAAAGCAUUUGCAGUUGCCGUGGUAAUCUGAAAUCUAUAGUUAGUUAUUUAUUCCAAUGUUAAAUAACAUUAAAGCAACAUUUUAAAUUGUGCUAUUUUUCUUCCGCUGGUAGUCAGCCAGCCCAAAAACAGUGCAGUAACAAACUACGAAUCAGUUUGAAACACUUUUACAUUUUCUAAACAUUUUUUUUACAUUUUGUGAUGUAUAUGAAUCACAUACAUAUAGACAUCUAUGCACAUUCCCUGUGUGUAUUAUGUCAUAUCUAAAAGGUAUUUAUAAUAAACUUGUAAAUAUUCUACAUACUUAUGCCAAUAAUAGCUUAAAGGAAAUUUGACUUUUUAGUACUUCUACAUAAUCAGUAGUUUUAUAUUGACAACUUAUUUAUAAGGUGGUACAGCUGAAAGUCAAACUGCAUUUGAAAAUGCUCCUACAGUUGGGACUUGUAGUUAAUUUUUUAAAUUGGCAAGUCUCAUAAUUGAAUGUAGUUUUUCUUGUAUUUUGCAGCAACACAAUGCAAACAGAAACAUGAACUAUUCAUUUUCCUUAUUGUAAGUUCAGUUGAUUGGGAAUUAUUUGAAAGUCAAUGAUGCACUUUACAAAUGUAUAAGUGUUUAUGUCAAAUGUUGUUAUACCGUAGUAGAUGAUAAAGGAAUUGCCUGAUUUUUGAUUGGAAGAUGGUUUAAUGAUUUUCAUUGAUUGUAUGCACAAUACAGACUGGUGACGAGCUAAAGGAAAAACCUAAAUUAAAGAGUGGAGAAACGCACAGAUGCAGAUGUGUCCAUGCAGGAUCACUAAAUGAUUUACAAUGAUUUAAAUCAUAUCCUAUGGCCUUUUCAGUCGCAGAUUUUCCUUGAAUUAGUCACCCAUCUGUAGAUUUUUAAAACUGAAUUCUGUUUUACUUUAUUUUCAGCCAUACACUUUGAGAUCACCAUUUGUACCCACUACUGAGAGAAAUGAAACUCCCCAGUGGCAACACUGAGGGUUUGUGCUCAAGUUUUUCUAAAUCACUACUAAACAGAUUGUUUCACGCCUCAGAUUAAUUAUAUGUGUAACAUUUUUUGUCUCAUUAGUCUUAUUAAAUUUUUUAAUAACUAAACCAAUA